Molecule: messenger RNA, 534 nt
Organism: Arabis nemorensis
Lineage: Eukaryota; Viridiplantae; Streptophyta; Magnoliopsida; Brassicales; Brassicaceae
Source: the annotation of a GenBank genome assembly
AUGUCUUCCUCCACCUUCGGCGGGGCUACGAAUUUCGUCUUCUGGGACGCCGGGGAUUGCAAGAUCCCUGAGGGCAGCACCUAUGCUGGUAUGGUUAAAAUCUUUGUCUAUCGAACUUUAGCUCAGGUUUGGACAGAAGAUCCACCAAAUUUGGAGAAAGAAAUCAAGGUCACUAUAAUCCCUAAUGAAGAUCAACAUUGGAAGCAUAUGAAGAUGAUGACUGAUAUCUUGAUGGCAUGGGUAGAUGAAGAGUAUAUUCCUGCAAAUAUACUCUUCAUCUCUGGAGACAUGGACAUGGAGAUAUCUCAUCUUCUCUACCGUUUAAAGAUGAGAGGCUCCAAUAUUCUCCUAGGACAACUUGAAGAUAAGCCCCGAAUGUUUCUUCCUGACACCCACACAUUGUGGCGUUGGGAAUCAUUAUCCAUAGGAGGAGAACCUAUAGCGGAAAGUUUUCGGCCCAUUCGCCAUCCUCAACCUGCUGAACCUAUCGAACAAACUGGACGCCGAAAACGGCUGCGACUCGGUUGGCAAUGA